Molecule: messenger RNA, 1431 nt
Organism: Striga asiatica
Lineage: Eukaryota; Viridiplantae; Streptophyta; Magnoliopsida; Lamiales; Orobanchaceae
Source: the annotation of a GenBank genome assembly
CUCGAAGGCCAACCAGAGGAAUCCAAAUAUACACACACAACAUACACGCUGCGGCGGCGUGAGGAGCUGUUCCUUCGAUGCACAGGAUAUUGCGGGGAAGCUGAGCUGGUGUGGUGUGCUCGUGUAUUGAGGAGUUGUAAAGUUUGGACUAAGUGUUAGAAAAUGAGUGGUAGAAGCAGGAGCAGGAGCCGUAGUUGGAGUAGAAGCCGGAGCAGGAGCCCGAGAGGUCACAGGAUUCGCAAUGAGCGGACCUCUUAUGAUACUCGUCACAGGAGGGAGGGACGUCAGGGUUUCAGCCAAAACAACUUGUGUAACAACUGCAGGCGGCCAGGCCACUUUGCCAGAGAAUGCCCUAAUGUGGCUGUCUGCAAGAACUGUGGCCUUCCCGGGCACUAUGCAGCGGAAUGCAAUUCAGAGGCUCUUUGCUGGAACUGCCGCGAACCCGGGCACACGGCCAAUUUCUGCCCUAACGAGGGCGUCUGCCACACGUGCGGAAAGCCCGGCCACCGCGCUAGGGACUGCUCGAAUUCCGAGACUGUGGACCCCACGGACCAGAAGCUCUGCAACAACUGUUUCAAGCCUGGCCAUUUCGCGGCCGAAUGCACUAACGACAUGGCCUGCAAGAACUGCAGGAAAACGGGCCACAAGGCCCGCGACUGCCAGGACGACCCAGUCUGCAACACGUGCAACGUGGUGGGCCACAGGGCCAAGCAAUGCCCUAAGGCCAACAACGGUGGGGCCCGUUUUGGUGGCGGUGGGGCCCGUUUUGGAGGUGGGGCCCGUUUUGGUGGCGGCGGAUACCAAAGGGAUGUCAUGUGCAGGAGUUGCAAUCAGUAUGGCCACAUGAGUAGGGAUUGUAUGGAGUUGAUUACGUGCAGGAAUUGUGGGGGGAGAGGACACAUGGCGUAUGAGUGUCCGUCUGGGAGGACUGUUGACCGAUUUCCACGCAGGUAUUGAAAGUUGAAACUUUUACCGGCUUUUUUGGGUGGUGUUGAGAUAUCGGGAGCCUGAUAUAAUAAUGUUUCUAACUGAACUGGCAAUAUUAUGAUUUUGGUGCUUUUUGGGAGUAAUUUGAGUGUGUUGGUGAUUUUCGGUUAUGCUGUUAUGCGAAAGCGGCAGACUACAUUUGUCGUGUGAGAUUUGUUUUGAAGUGACUUGAAGUAGUAGUACUUGUUUUUUUGUGUGAGACUUUGAAUGGAUUAGUUGGUUUUGUCCUUGGUCUUUUUGGAGCUUUUGAUGAUUUGGGUUGUGGGAGAUUUGUUGAAGAUUGAAACGAUUCUGUUUCUGAGGAACAUUUUUUCUCAUUUGCUACAAUACAACAAGUAAUUGUGUGUUUCUUUUAUAUUCUUUUCCUUUUUUUUUGAUGAAUCUACUCGAUUUUUAUUUUUAUUUUUAAUUCCUAAUUUGAAAUGCAAUGACAUGUUUGUACCA